This is a messenger RNA of Episyrphus balteatus (marmalade hoverfly), 787 nucleotides long. RefSeq lists its product as uncharacterized. NCBI's taxonomy places the organism in Eukaryota, Metazoa, Arthropoda, Insecta, Diptera, Syrphidae. Gene Ontology annotation, molecular function: acetylpyruvate hydrolase activity. The coding region runs from base 66 to 758 and encodes 230 amino acids. The record is from RefSeq and is a predicted model, not a curated record. Gene Ontology annotation, cellular component: mitochondrion. The transcript has 4 exons.
CAUAAUUCUCUAUUCUCAUAGCGACUAUCAAUUGAUAUAGCUAGAUUAAUAAGUGUGAAACAAAAAUGAUUAGACGUACAUUUGCAACCACUAUGGCAAGUUCAGCGUCAGCUGAUUUGAAGAAUUUUGCCAAAGAUGGCAAAAAAAUACUUGGAGCUGCUCUAAAUUAUAUGGACAUAGUUAAAGCUCGAGGUGUACCUGUUCCAAAAGUACCUUUGAUGUUCUUGAAACCCACUUCAUCUUAUCUGGCAGAAGGUGAAAAUAUUGUUAUUCCCAAGGUAUUCACAAAAGUAGCACAUGAAGUUGAGUUAGGAUUCAUCAUUAAAAAAACUUGUAAAAAUGUUUCUAAAGAAGAUGCCCUCAAUUAUGUUGGUGGUUAUUGUUUGGCUUUGGAUUUGACUGCUCAGUGUGAAUUGGGAGUUGCACGUCAAAAUGGACAUCCCUGGACUUUGGGAAAAGGAUUUGACACAUCAACUCCUGUUUCAUCACUGAUUCCUUUAUCAGCAGUUAAAAAUCCUCAUGAUUUGGAUCUUUGGCUUAAAGUGAAUGGAGAAAUCCGUCAACAGGGCAAUACUAAGGAUUUGAUAUUCAAAAUUCCUGAACUAAUCGAACAUGUCUCAAAAUACAUGACAUUAGAACCCAAUGACUUGAUACUUACAGGAACACCUGAUGGAUCAACUGCUUUAGCCGGUGGCGAUGUUGUAGAAUGUGGUUUAGGUGAACUUGUUAAACUUAAAUUCAAUGUUGUUAAUGAAUAAAUAAAAGCAAUCAAAAUUGUUUACAAUAA